GGAAGAGGCGCGACGAUGGUGGCGUCAGCGUCGGCGUCGUCGGUGGCACCGGCGGCGGCGGCGGCAGCGGUGGCGCUGGCAGUGAUAACCGCGGCGGCCGACAGACUACGAUGCGCCCGGCUCCCGGCCGCAGGCAACAAGUGCCCCGUCAAGUCCGACCCUGAAUCCAGAUCACACGCGUAUUGCUGUUGCUGCAGAUUUGACGCCAACGUGAACACAAUAAUACUUAGAAAAAUGAGCGUCGACUGUGUUUACACCAGUGCAGUGACGUUAUUGCUGUGUUGUUCUGCCGUACUUGGGCGGCCGUCGUCCAAUGGCGGAGCGGACGGUGGCGGCGGUGGCGGGAGUGCAGGUGGUGCCGGCGCUGCCGGAGGUGGUGGCGCGGGCGGCGGCGGCGGUGGUGGGUCAGCCGUCGACGACACCGACGAGAGCCCGGUGGUGGUAACCAGCACCGGCCUGGUGCAGGGGUACACGAAAAUCAUUGCGAACCGCGAGGUGCGGGUGUACACGGGCAUACCGUUCGCCAAGCCCCCGGUGGGUCAUCUCAGGUUCCGGCGCCCGGUGCCCGUCGAUCCCUGGCCAGGCGUGCUGAACGCCACCAGGUUGCCGAAUACGUGCUACCAAGAGCGGUACGAGUACUUUCCCGGGUUCGUUGGCGAGGAGAUGUGGAACCCGAACACCAAGCUCUCCGAGGACUGCUUGUACUUGAAUAUUUGGAUACCAAGGAAACAACGCACCAGGCACCAUUCGAACAACGCGCAUCACGCCAAGAUACCAGUACUAGUUUGGAUAUAUGGUGGAGGUUAUAUGUCUGGUACUUCGACAUUAGAUAUCUAUGACGGCGAUCUACUGGCGGCUACGUUCGACGUAAUGAUUGCCUCCAUGCAGUAUAGGCUCGGGGCAUUUGGUUCGUUGUAUUUAACGCCCGAGCUCCCUGAGGAUAGCGAUGACGCACCUGGCAAUAUGGGAUUAUGGGAUCAAGCGCUGGCUAUCAAAUGGAUCAAAGAAAACGCAGCGGCUUUCGGAGCUGAUCCAGAGACAAUUACGUUAUUUGGCGAAUCAGCAGGCGGUGGAUCAGUAAGCGUGCACUUAAUUUCACCGGAGACAAGAGGCAUGGUUAAGCGUGGGAUUAUACAGUCCGGCACCGUGAACGCACCUUGGAGCUACAUGACUGGUGAACGAGCAGUAGACAUAGCAAAAAAGUUGUUGGAUGAUUGCAAUUGUAAUUCAACGUCAUUGGAUAGCAACCCGAUCGGUACUAUGUCAUGCAUGCGAUCUGUUGACGCAAGUACCAUAUCUAAAAAGCAAUGGAACAGCUAUUCCGGUAUUUUGGGUUUCCCGUCUGCGCCCACCGUGGACGGAAUUUUCCUUCCAGAGCAUCCACUAGACAUGUUGGCUAAGGCGAACUUUUCGGACAUCGAUAUACUCAUAGGAAGCAAUCUAAAUGAAGGAACAUAUUUUUUGCUGUACGAUUUUGUCGAUUUCUUCGACCGGACGUCCGCCACCGCUUUGCCCAGAGAAAAAUUUGUGCAAAUAGUCAACGUAAUAUUCAAAGAUAGAACACAGCUGGAAAGAGAUGCCAUUAUAUAUCAGUAUUCGGGAUGGGAAAAAAAAGAAGUGGAUGACAUAUAUUCGAACCAAAAACAAUUAAGCGAUGUGGUUGCAGAUUAUUUUUUUGUUUGUCCAACCAACUUAUUUGCCAACAUCGUGUCAAGUCGUGGAGCUCGAGUGUACUACUAUUUCUUCACUCAUAGGACAGACUCACACUUGUGGGGUGAUUGGAUGGGCGUGUUGCACGGUGACGAGAUGCAAUACGUGUUCGGCCAUCCGUUGAAUAUGUCGAUGCCAUAUAACGCCAGGGAAAGAGACUUAAGCAUACGCAUCAUGGAGGCAUUCACCAGAUUUUCGUUGACCGGAACACCUGUAUCAGAUGACAUAGACUGGCCACUUUACAACGAAUCAAAGCCGAUUUAUCAUGUAUGGAAUGCUGCUGAAAUGCACGUAGGUUACGGACCUAGAGCAGCUGAAUGCCAGUUUUGGAACGGAUUUUUCCCGAAAAUUGCCCAAGCCUUAAAGGAAACUAGUAAAACUACUUGUGAAGAUUAUCCGGACUCCAUGCCUACCACCAACGAAAAUUGUACGUUCACAUCAUCGUUUGCUACUAUCAAUCCUCAAAUCUCCUUCACCAUAAUAUUUAUCUUGGUUCUACCGGCACAUGGACUGUUCUAAAGAGAAACAACAACUUAUACAUAUCAAAGCAAAACAAAAACACAAAAAAAAAUAAAUAAAUAAAAAUAAAACGAGAAGUUUAAUAACAUUAACAGCCAAUAAGCGUGCUCGUGACUCGGGGCGUCGACACCGGCACGAUGUAUGCUGCAAAUCAAAAUUUACAUAUCAGAAACGCGCAUAUCAUUAAAUACAUAGACAAAUCUAAAUGGAAUCUGAAACGUGAUACAAGUGUUAGGAUCAACAAGAGUUGUCGAGUGUUAAUUAGAAUAUAUAAUAAUAAUAAUAUAAAUAAUAAUAAUAAUAAUGUUAAAAAUAAUAUAAUAAUCAUUAUAAUCAUAAAAAUACUAAAAAUAACGAUAUAAAACGCUUGUUGUCCGUUUCAAAUAAAUGCGCAAAAGACACUGUUUUCUUAACUGGAAAACCCAAGUAUAUGACCGUAUAUUAUAUUAAUAUAUAUAUAUAUAUAUAUGAUAUAAAAUUAUAAUAUAGGUAUAUAUAGUGUCUUCUAGUAAAAUUGUCCGUAUAAAUGUAUAAUAUCAUAUAGGUAGUAGUAGUAUAAUAAUGUAUUGCAGCACGUUCUUUAAACUCAAGUCCAUUUCGUCCAAUUACACUGGGAUCACAAUAUCAACAUGCAGACAAUCUUAGCUCUUUAAUAUUGAUAAUUAUAUCAUCUAUAAGAAAACUUUUUAAUAUAGCUCAAUUACAUUAAUUUAUAUGUACGUGUAAAACGGCUUGAGAAAAUGAAUCUUUUUGUACAAUCUAGAUAUAGUAUUAUAAUAUCGUAUCUUUUAACGGAUCUAAAGAUAGAUUAUUUAUGAUGAUUGUUUUUUUCAUAUUUUUAUACCUAAGAAAAAAGAAAAUGAGAGAAAAUCAAGAACUUUUUUGAAAUGCUGUAAUAACAAUCGAAAUUUAACAUUAUCGUUUUAUUUAUCAAAAUCAUAAUAAUAUAAUAAUAAAUCAAAAACUGUUGCCAAACGAGUACAAAACCAAUGGGUCGACAUUGAACGGCUUUGCGAAUAUAUGUUGUAAAUCAGUUUUUAAUUGAUCAGACGAUAUUAGGUAUGAGCUAUAGAAAUUUCAUUUUUAACGAUAUCGGCGUGAUUCAUUGAACGUAAAAACUUCUUAUUUCAGAAAACACUUAAAUUUUUGAAAAUAUAUAUUUGAGUAACUGAUUCAUUGCAAAACAACAUUUUUUUUAAAAGAAAAUUAUAUUUUUUACUAUUUUUUAUUCGUUAUAAUUUUUAAGUUUUUUUACUUUUUUAAACGACAACUAACAUUUUUAUUUUUAUUUUUAUAUUCUAAGACAGAAUAUUAUUUGAAGUGUUUCUAUAGUCAAAUAAGUAGCUUAUUAGCUAUAAAUAUUGAAAAUUUAGUUGAGCAGAGCAAUGGACCAACAUUUUGCGAUGUACCAUUGUACAAUUCCACUCCAGACAUCAAAACUUUAAAUACUUAUAACUCGUCUAAAAUUUGAUUUUUAUGUAUAGAAGUACUCCAAAAAUAUUCUACCAUGGGAUAAGAAUUAAAAAUGUAUGUUUUCAUUAAAAAAAUUAAAAAUUAAAACGAUGAAAAAUAAUACAAAAUAUACAUUUUUUUUAAAAAAAAUGUUGUUUUUUAAUGACUUAAAAUAAAGCAACAAAAUGUAUUUAAAAACAUUAAUAGUUUUUGAAAUAAUGAAUGUUAUACGUUGAAUGAAUCACUCGGUAUGAAUAUAUAAAUAUUAUUUAUACUAUAAACUAUUUUAAUACUUGUUGGGAGAACGGCUCGUCUGUUUUAUUUAUAAUAAGUAAAUAUAUUAUUUUUUUCUUUUGUAGACAAUUAAGAUUUCAUCAUCAUUGGUCAUUGUUAUAACGAAAAAUAAAUAAGCUUUCAGCUUUGUUCUUUGUAAUAUUAUCAUAAACAUAUCACAUUUAAUAAUUUAAUAAUUCAGCAGUAUACAAGCAGUUUCCAUACAAUGUUUACUAAUUCGAUAAGAGGAGCAAUUGUUUUAUCGUUACUAUAUAAUUCCAACAAAAUCAUAUUUUUUUUUUAUGCCCAUCAAUACUUAUUUAAUAACUGUGUAUUCUUGUCAAAGAAGGUCCCAAACUGGAUGAAUACUUGUAUCAUAAGUUGUAUGCAAUUAAUAAUUAUGUUCUUAGUGAUUCUAAAAGUAACAUACUAUUGGUCAGUCGUCGUAUGCUUAAAAAUAUAUUAUAAUUAAAUAAUAGGUGUAAUGCUCCUCUUUUCACGCUAAUAGAUACUAACUUAAUCAUAUCAUAAUCACUGAGAUAAAAUUUUGUCGCAGAACUAUUUUAGUAUAUUCAUUUUUGCUCAUGCAACAUAUUAUACUGUCGUUGGCUAAACAAAACACGUAUUAAACAUAAAAUAUAUUUUUAAAGAACGCGCAUUAUAUUUAAAAUUAAAAAAAAACUAUAUUGUUAAGAUUAAAAAAAUUUAAAAACUUAUGGUUACCUAUCUAGAAAAUAAGUUGAAUGUUUAGCUUUAAGAGAUAGAUUUAAGUAAAGUUAUAUAAUGAUGCCUAAAAUAUUUAUUUAUAAACAAUAUUGCUAAAGUAUUGCUGCGCUCUAAAUGGCCUACUGUAAUUUUACAAAAGAAAAUAUUUAUAUCUGCCUGUCAAUUCCGUUACAUAUUAGCGUUUACAUAAAUAUAUAUUUAUAUUUAUAUACUUUUUUUUAUAUAUAGUGGACGGGCUAAUUUUAUAAAUAUUGAUUUUCUUAUGCAGACUGCACACCCACUUAGGCACUAUCUUGUAGCCGAUAGUUAAGGCAAAACAAAUCGUACGUGUAUUUUAUGUCAAUUAACCAGACUGCGAUUUUAGACGAAUAAUAUAUUUAAAAAAAAUCCAAAAAAAAUCUAUAAUAUUAAUUAUAAAAUUAUAAUAAUAACGACAUAUCAAUAAAAUUAUGAUAUAAUUUAAACGCUUAGAAAAUAGAAUGAUUAUUUUCGUUUUGCCACCUUCCGUUAACUACAUUGUAAUGUCGCUCUAACGAAUAUUAUAUUUAAUGAAGAUAAAAACAUUAAAAACAUCACGGUGUUUGAAAUCCUAUUAUUAAGGUUAUUAUAUCUUAAUAAAUAUAAUAUGAAUAGGAUCAUUACAUAUUGUAUUGUAAUAAACCUUGUAACGUCACGUCGUAUUAAACUUAGACCUAUUUUUGUACACAAUAUUAUAUAAAUAUUAAAUUUAUUUAUGUAGUUGAUACCUGUAUAAGAUUUAGUUAUUAAAACUAUGGCCGACUUCAUUAUACAUGAAAUAGAUAAUAAUAAUUUAAUACUGUACGUCUGUACGCGAAGACAUGCCAUAAUUAUAUUUGGUUAUUGACUUUACGUUGUAUAAAUUGCGUAUUUUCAAUAUUCUUCUUAGUAUUAAUAUUAUUGUUAAAAAAAAGUGUUUAAAAUAAUUAGCAAGGCGCAAACACAAUAAUAACUAGAAUAAAAUAUUAUGUCCGUACCUUAACUUUAUCGUAUUACAUAUCAUAUACGUAUAUAUAUUAUAAUAAUCGUAACAUAUCAAAAACUAUAACGCAUGCAUAUCGUUAAUUUGUAGAAUUAUUGGUAUUAAUAUUAUUGUUAUGUUUUGUCUAACAGUUUUCGUCCGACAAACGCGUACCUUCCGUGUAGAUGCAGAUAUAUUGUAUUAAAAUAAUAUAUUAAACGCGCGUGUGCUAACCACAGCUAUACAAUUUGAUACACAAACGGUCAACUCUUGGUAACUCGGACAAGUCGAACAAGGGAACCGAACGAAUUUAAAUUAUUUGAAUUCAAUCGAGGAUUUCGAAAUGGGUAUAUAGCAUGGCGUGAGUGGCGUGACUCAUCGAUUCCACCAAUAUGGCCGUAAAGAUAGCUCUAAAUUCUAAAAUAACCCAUCGAUUCGACCGGCUACCAGUUUAGAGUUUUAGAAAUAUCUUAUUAAUAAACUACAAAAUAAUAAAUGGGGUAGGAUACCAACAUACUGAUCAUUUAAUUAAAAUAGUAAUAUAAUAAUGAAUAUAAUAUUUUAAAAUAUAAAUAAUAUAAUGCAACAUAAUAUCACAAUAAUUAUGAUAUUUUUGAAUAAUUUUCAGUUUUAAGUAAUGUAUAAUUUAUCUAUAGUGUCUCAAUUAAAUGGAUCAACAAUUCAAUCUAAAAAUAAAUAAAAGUACGAAUUUUAAUUUUUUUCAGGACGAAGUUAAAUUUCCCCAUACUUUUUUGGUAUUAACUAUUUGAAAAUUCAAAUAGACAUAACUCAACAAUUUAGGUUGUUUUAAAACUAUAUCGUACUGGCGGAAUCGAUCCUACCUCUUCCCAUUGUAAAAAAAAAACUCUAGAGAUCGAUAAAAUUCCUUCAGGCACAACAUCAACAGCACGUGAAACGUACGUAUAGGCACCUAUUAUUAUAUCACUAUCAUAACAGUUAUUGAAGGUGAAUUUAAUAUGUAUACCUAUAUAUUAUGUCUCUACGCAAAAAAUUUCGUACCAUUGAAGUUUGAGUUACCCAGAGUCGACUGCAGCGUAUUAUUAUACAUUAUUACCCACCUACGUGUAUGUGUACGUGUAUUAAUUAAAUGUGUCAAUCUAUAAUAAAUCUAUAAUAAAUGUGUAUGUAUAUUGUAUGUGUAUCAAUAAAACUACAUAAGAAAAAAAAAUUAUACAUGAAUAUAUAAUUUAUGUUAAA
Messenger RNA from Rhopalosiphum padi (bird cherry-oat aphid), 6877 nucleotides. RefSeq names its product acetylcholinesterase-like. Lineage: Eukaryota; Metazoa; Arthropoda; Insecta; Hemiptera; Aphididae. Gene Ontology annotation, cellular component: plasma membrane. The record is from RefSeq and is a predicted model, not a curated record. The transcript is spliced from 9 exons. The coding region runs from base 16 to 2229 and encodes 737 amino acids. Gene Ontology annotation, molecular function: acetylcholinesterase activity. Gene Ontology annotation, biological process: choline metabolic process; acetylcholine catabolic process.